AUGUUAGAUUAUUGCAAAACUUAUAAUGAGUGGGCUUAUGAUACUUCUCUAUCAGUGUCCAACCGCUCAGUUCUUCUAACAGUUUUUAUUCAGAUCUCUAACUAUGGCUUAAUAUCAACCAGGUUUGAAGCAAAGGUCUCACCGACAGGAGAAAAUUCUACGGUGAAUGUUUGUGAGAGUCAAGUCUCCUCAUUUACAAAUUACAUUGCGCCUGGAAAAAACUUUAUUUCAAUAAAGGAUAUUCCAGUCUUGAAUCAGGUCGAAAAGACUCAAUUCUUCACAGUUCAACUAACUGUCACACCAAAUACAUAUUCUUACUAUAUUCUUGAGGCCAAAAUCCAAAAUAAAAUACUUGGAGAAGUGUGUUACAUUGAUUACUUGCUAGAAGAAAACAAUCAAACACGAAAAGUUAGAUUAAUAUCAGAAUACACUAUAUUGAACUCACGAAGAAGUGGGAGUAGUACACCACUUGGUAUAUUCGAAAAUAAAAGUGCCCGGAAUAUCACUUAUAAUUUUGUGUUUGGAAUCAAGUUAUGCUAUGACACCAGUUACGUAACGGGUGAUGUGAUCCAAAUACAAUUUACUUUAAGUACAGAUAAAUUGGCUGUGAAUACACAGAAUGUUGUAUUUUCAAUAAAUUCUAUGGUCCAACCACCAUCGAUUAUUCCUCCGUCCAAAGUUCCAACACUUACGAUUGAAAAAAUAGAACCACGAAAUUCACAACCACUGGUCAACUUUGCCGCCAUUGUUGAAUGUCGUGUGAAAUUUUCUGAGGAUUUAGUUUACACAGCAGUCACUCUCGUGAUACAAGCGAAUCCAGCUUAUGGUAUCAUAAUUAGAAAAAAUAUCCAGACAGUUGGAUAUUUAUUAAGAACUAUGGCUCCUGUUUCGCCUUCUUACAUUACGAAACCAGAUUCAAUUAUAGCACAACUUAACACGGUAUACUUUAACGAAACAUGUACUGACUCUCAGUGUGAUAUAGCAUUUCGUUAUUCAGUAAUGCCAAUCACCACAAAGCCAUUCGUUAUCACCUUCAAGCUUUCCACCCUUGGAUCUUUGUUCACGAAGACAUUAACAAUCACUGCUCAAACUAACUAUUCUAUUCAGAUGCCAAAGAGCCAAGAACCGCAAGUGCAGUUAGUAUCCCUUGAACCGAUGACUACUAAAAAUCAACUUGUACCGAACGCCUAUACGUGGCUAAAGUUAUCCUUAAUUCCAAAACCGAAUUUAUGGGGGACAAUAGAUUUUCGACUUUAUGCACCAGGUUCCUUCAAAGAAUACAUAUUUUUAAAUCCACGAUUCAAAACUCAAUGCUCAACAUUACCGUUUAUCAGCUUAUCAGCAACUGCUAUAGAUAAUAUGGUUUAUAUUAACGUGGAGAGAACUUAUUAUGAAGGAAUUGUAAAUGAUUCAACAUUAUCACUAACAAAUGAGAUAAGUUAUCACAUUCCAAUGUUUACUGCUAAUUAUAACAAGGUACCGAUAAAUUUCACUUACAAUAUGACAAUUGGUUCCUAUUCUACUUCUGGUAGCUUUAUGUUUAUUACUACUACUCCAGCAGUAAUCGUACCGUCUAUCUAUACAUUUUAUCGUUUUCCCUUUGAUGAUCCCAAAUCUGUAUAUACCAAAAUGUGCACUGGAGAACCGGUUGAUAUAAUAGCAGUUACAUAUCCAAAGGAGAAGCGUUGCUCAUACAUAACUCAAUGGAUAAAUCGGCUUUUAAAUAACAAUAUUGCCUUGAAUAUAUCUAGGGUGUGGUUGUCGCGGAAUGGUGGGGGUGUGUGGAUACCAAGAGGAUUUACCAUUAAUAUGACCUAUGUGGAUAGUUUGGUGAGAGUGGAUUUCGGCCCAGUGUGUCCUACAUAUGAAGCUAAUUAUUUCAUGGAUAUACAAUUUACUACUUACAUAUUAGGGGAUUGCAAUACAACACAGACAACAACGUAUUCUUUCCCAGGCUGGUAUAAUAUGAGUGGUAAUAAAAACACUCUUUAUUCACCCAGCAUGGACUUCGUAGUCAUACCAAAUUUUCCAGUUUACAUUGACAUACUGGUCGAAUUACUUCCAAUCAGAGUUAACCUUCAGCCAGGUGGAAGAACAACUAUUACUGUGAAGUAUAUAUUUCCACUGAAUUCCACUUAUCCAAACUCGUCUGUAGAAAUUAGUGGAGGUGGAGCAAAUGAUAACAAUGAGACCAUAAUAAGUAUCAUUGAUUUCAGAAUAAGCUUGGGUUCAAAUUUAGUCCCACUGACAACUGUUUAUUCAUCUACCUAUGAACCAAAUAAUCAGACAGGCCUAAUCGAUCACCUGAUAAUUCGCUUUAAAAAUAUCUCUAAUAUCGGAACCGUUAGUGUACCUCUAAUGCGCAACACUGCCAUCCUUUCAGUGGAUAUCCAGUUAAGUGAUAGUAAAAGUGUUGAAAAUGGGACUGUCUGGUUGCUGCAGUUUGCUGGUCGUUUCAAUAAUAUUACAAAACUCACCAACUUAUCUGUAACUUGUGUAAGAACUGGCUUGGAAAAACCUUCAAUUAAAGUUAUACCAUCUCAAUUAUCACUGGUUGCAUCCAAUGAUUGCCCUGAUCGCGAUGAAGUUUAUCUUCAAACUCUGGUUCAAAUGAUGAACGGUACCGGAUUGGAAUGCGAAAGACAGUCAAUAAUAUUCUAUCUCAGUCCACAGAUACAGUCAAUUGACGUAUUUAAUAAAACGGGGAAUACAGAUGAUAUAACAUUGAAAACUGCUUUAAAUCCAGUAUCCAAGUCGGUUCAGUUCACAACUGGUCAUUUAUACUUUGGUAAAAGCUACACAGCUAUCUUCCGAUUGAAAUUCAAAUCGUCUCGGACAUCUGUUGAAAAAUACCCAGUUCUAAUCGAAGUUGUAUGUAAACCGUAUGAACGCAAUAUUUCUGUCUUUAGUGGCUGUGUAAGAUCAAAAUUUUACAAAUUUAGAUCUCAUAUACAUGUAGAACUUGACUACCAUACAUACUCAUAUCCAUGUGAUUUACCUCAUUACAAGGCAUUGCGGAAUCCUGCUGUGCCGUUGCCUAGUCGUCAGUCAGAUACAUUCUUAAAUGUUCGUGAUCGUCUGUUUUAUUGUGGACGUGCAUUUAAUAUGAAGGGGUCAUUCGAUUUGGAGAAACGUUGCUUUAUGAUUAGCAAAUUACCUGACAGAAUAUGGAUCGACAUGGGACCAUUUGUUGAACAGAUUAUAGCGUACACAAAUCCACUUGGCAUAUUGUUCGGUUUGGGAGCAAAUGGUGGAGGUGUAAUGAUGAGUAAGAACUUUGGAAAAACAUGGAUUUCAAUCAACUCAUUCAUGUAUCAAAACACUUUGAAUACGUCAACUGAAAUCAUUACAGCAAGUGUCGUACCAUGGAUUUCAUCAACUGGAUCAAUUGACAAUACACUGUUUGAGUCAUUUUGCAAGAUGCGAGUGGCUGAACAAUGGAAUGUUUGCAUCAACCAAAUCUAUGCCAACCAAAUGUUGUUAGCUAAUUGGACUUACACAUGUCCGAAAAUCAAGCUGUUUUAA
Molecule: messenger RNA, 3525 nt
Organism: Schistosoma haematobium
Lineage: Eukaryota; Metazoa; Platyhelminthes; Trematoda; Strigeidida; Schistosomatidae
Product: jumonji domain-containing protein 6
Exons: 18
Coding region: 1-3525 (1174 amino acids)
Source: RefSeq, a predicted model, not a curated record